Messenger RNA from Ostreococcus tauri, 1092 nucleotides. RefSeq lists its product as hypothetical. NCBI's taxonomy places the organism in Eukaryota, Viridiplantae, Chlorophyta, Mamiellophyceae, Mamiellales, Bathycoccaceae. The transcript has a single exon. Bases 1 to 1092 code for a protein of 363 amino acids. The record is from RefSeq and is a predicted model, not a curated record.
AUGUUUCGAACGCGCCCGCUCGGGCAACAACCCAACAUAUCGCACACUAGCGCGCCGUUUGCGUCCUCAGACGCCGUCGAGCUCGCCGAGAAGACGUCCGAAGAGGCAUUCACGCCGAACAGGGGAACCAAAUCGUCUUUUUCGUGCGAUCCCUUCUCACCGGCGACGCCGCGCUCGGACGACGCGAACUCACUGUCAUCCUACGCGUACGUGUUGGAAAAACGCGUGAAUGAGCUCGAAGAGACGGAGGAGCGCUCGGCGAGCGCGCGAGCGAGGCUCGAGGACGAGGUCGCCGAGCUCAGAGCUGAGCUAGCGACGCCGAGCGACGCGCGUCGGGUGCUGGGAGACAUAACGAACGGCGCUCGAGCGACGUCGAAGACGGGAUUGAAAAUAAAAUCGAGCGCGUUGAAGGCGGCCCGAGGCGCGAGUGCAGUCGAGGGCGCGCUCAAGGCUGAGCUGAAGACGACGACGGAGCGCGCGGAGAAGGCAGAGCGGGAAGCUAAGGACGCUUUAGAGGAUAACGAGUGGCUGCAGUCGGCGCUUCGAACGAAGUGCGCAGAGAUCGCAAAUUUGGCAAUCGCUAAGGCGGCGACCGAGAGACGGGCGAGCGGGUCGGAGGAAGCGUUGUCGACGUCAGAGUCGCGUCUGCGAGCUGCUUUGGACGAGCUCGAUGCGGCAAAAGCGGAGUCGAAAUCGGAGCGCAAGAGGUUCAAGCAGAUGCGCGAGAAGUAUAAAUCGUUGAAGAAGGAGCGCGCAGAGCUCAGUAGGUUGCUUGAAUCGUUGCCCGUUGUCGAAUCAAUGCCUGCGCCGCGCUCGAGGGCCCGCGCGGCGUUGAAAUUUGUCAUGGUCGCGAUGGAGCACGGAAGCCCCAUCGCCGCGGCGUGCGUCGCCCUCUUCCAUUUUCUCACCUUUCUUUACAGUCUGCGCGGUCGAUUCAUCGCGCGCUUUGACGUCACCUCCGGCUUUGACGUCGCCUCCAGCUUUGAUGGCUCCGGCUUUGACGUCUCCGGCUUCGGCGUCCCGCUCAGCCGCUUACCGCGCGUGAGCGCUCUUUCCCUCGUCCGUGACACCCCAUUUAUUUUCACCGCGUAA